AUGUCUUCAGAAGAGCAGGAACUUCUAGCCAAGAUCAGCAGACUGGCUGGCAAGAUCAACCGCCACAAGAGCCAGCAGUCCGGCGCGCAGUCCCCGACAGCCCAUCAACCAGCUCACAGUUCGCACAACACCUAUCGAUCGAGCAGCCAUCACUAUCAUCCCUACCGCGGCGGCCGAUAUGGCCCUGCCCACCGAAAUCGAACACUGAACAGCGGCAGUCAUACGCCGACGGCAGAGGCACAACAGGCAUCCAACGCCGUCAUUUCCAACGCUUCAGGCUCGUGGGUCGCGACAACAAAUCGCCACAACAUGCAGCUUAUCAACUCGAAUGUGUUUGAGGAAAAGACCCAGAAGCGCACAGAGGCCAUCGAGGCCACCCGAAAACAGCAUCUCGCGUCCCAGAACGCACGCGAGGCCUCUCCGCUGACGUCUCACCUCCACCAGCGCCAAGGGCCCCGUGUCGCGGCUGGUUUCGCUCGUGCUAACCCACAGCCUAACCUCACCAACGCAGGUCAAGACCACGUCAUCGAUAUUCAAGGCAUCAGCUUCCGCGUUAUUUGCAACGGCAGCAAGCUCGUCAAAGUGGCCGGCACGUCGUCUCGCACCUCACCUCCCCACCUCGGACCUACCUGCUCACAUCUACCAGGCGACCUCCAUUCGGCCAGCGCCACACCCAAGGUUGCCGUUGUCGGCGGCGUUCAGUUCCGUCGCAGCAAGAAUGGCAACCUCUAUCGGCAGGGCGUGAUCAAACUCCAUCCACAUGCGGGCGUGAAAAAGGUCAACGUGCCUUGCCGCAUGUUUUCGUCGACUGGUUCCUGCCCCAAGGGCCCGAACUGUCGCUACAUCCACAACGCGUCCAAGGUGGCGGUGUGCCGCGACUUUCUCCAGAAGGGAAAGUGCGCCAACGGCGAGGAUUGCGACCUGUCUCAUGAUCUGUGCCCGCAGCGCACGCCGACGUGCCUGCACUUCAUCAAGGGCAACUGUGCGAACCAUGAGUGUCCGUAUGCUCACAAUAACGUGUCUCCAGGUGCGCUGGUAUGCCGGCCGUUUGGCCUCUACGGCUUCUGCGAGGCAGGACAAGAGUGCACCGAGAGGCACGUGUCCGAAUGUCCCGACUUUAGCAACACGGGGGUGUGCAAGACCAAGGGCUGCAAGCUGCUGCACCGCGAGAGGGCAAGCGUCCUGCGGAAGGCGGGCGAGCAGCAGGAAGAAGACGCCGACAUGUCGAGCGACGACGACGUGGCCGACAGCGACGAUGUCGACUCGGACGAGGUCGACGAGUUUCUCGGUGGCGACGGCGAGGUCGAUGACGCGGAGGUCAAGGCGCAGAGCGACUUUAUCUCCUUUUGA
Molecule: messenger RNA, 1350 nt
Organism: Verticillium dahliae VdLs.17
Lineage: Eukaryota; Fungi; Ascomycota; Sordariomycetes; Glomerellales; Plectosphaerellaceae
Product: CCCH zinc finger protein
Exons: 5
Coding region: 1-1350 (449 amino acids)
Cellular component (GO): nucleus
Molecular function (GO): metal ion binding
Source: RefSeq, a predicted model, not a curated record